Molecule: messenger RNA, 2397 nt
Organism: Adineta ricciae
Lineage: Eukaryota; Metazoa; Rotifera; Eurotatoria; Adinetida; Adinetidae
Source: the annotation of a GenBank genome assembly
AUGGCUUACAAUGAUCUCGUUCGUCAAAUACUCCUCAACAUCGACUACGAGCGACAACUAUUGUUCCAUCACGGUUUAUGUCCCUUCAGAUUCCGAUUGGUGCUGAACACAAUGAAAGAAACAGAAGAAAUAGCUGAAAUUACGUCCAUCGAUAGAGAUAUACAUACAUAUUUAAUGUUGAAAUCAGAAGUUACCCGUGUUUCUGGUUCAUCGAUUUCAUCACGUCAUCGAUCACCAUCAGAUUCUCCAGCAAACGAUCGAUACGCCAAACGAUCUCGUCGAACACCCACUUCAUCAUCGGAAUCUGAGCCCGACAGUAAUCAAGACGAAAACCGAAAAGAUGAAACGAAUCCAAAGCCAGCAUCUAAGCCGACUUCAACAACUGCUAUUCCUCCACGUACUGGUGGUCUUUAUAUGCCACCAGCAAAACUUCGUCUUUUACAAGCUUCUCUCACGGACAAAUCCUCACCUGAGUACCAACGACUGGCAUGGGAAGCUUUGAAGAAAACCAUCAAUGGCCGAGUCAACAAAGUCAACAUAUCCAACUUACCAUUGAUCAUUCGUGAACUCUUCAAAGACAAUAUCGUUCGUGGUCGUGGUCUACUUGCACGUGGUGUCAUCCAAGCACAAAUCGCUUCUCCAUUCUAUACACAUGUGUAUGCAGCAUUGGUUUCAGUUAUCAACACAAAGUUCCCUCAGAUCGGCGAACUCGUUGUCAAACGUCUUAUUUCAUCUUUUCGUCGAACAUAUCAACGAAAUGACAAAACUCACUGUUUGGCAACAACUCGAUUCAUCGCACAUCUCGUCAAUCAGAAUGUCUUGCAUGAAAUCGUGGCACUGCAAAUGCUUGUCCUUUUGCUCGAGAAUCCUUCGGAUGAUAGUGUCGAACUAGCCAUUGGCUUCAUCAAAGAAUGUGGACAAAAGCUCUCUCAAGUCAGUCCACGGGGAUUGGACUCGGUGUUUUCAACAUUGAGAAACCUACUGCACGAAUCAUCGUUGGACAAACGAACACAGUAUAUGAUCGAAGUUCUGUUUGCUGUACGAAAAGAUCAAUUCAAAGCCAAUCCAGCCAUUCAACCCGGUCUCGAUCUUGUCGAUGAAAAUGAUCAAUACACUCACAUGCUAACGUUGGAUGAUCCAUGUGAACCUGAGACUGUACUUGAUGUGUUUAAAUAUGACGAACAAUAUGAAGAAAGCGAAAAUAAAUACAAAGAGAUUCGAAAGACUAUUCUGGAUGAAGAGAGUGACGAUGAUGAUGGAUCCAGCUCGUCAGGUAGUAGCGAUGAAGAUGACGAUAAGAAUGAAGAUGCUGACGAAGAAGAACAAACGAAUGAAGCAGAAAAAGACAAACAAACGAUUCUUGAUCAGACAGAGACAAAUCUGGUUACACUUCGUCGUACGAUCUACUUGACCAUUCAGUCAAGUAUUGGAGCUGAAGAAUGUGCUCAUAAGCUGUUGAAAAUGAAUCUACGUCCCGGCCAAGAGAUGGAGUUGUGCCAGAUGAUCCUUGACAGUUGUGCACAACAGCGAACAUAUGAACGAUUUUUUGGUCUACUUGGUCAACGUUUUUGUCUGCUGAAGAAAGAAUACAUUGAAUGUUUCGAGAAAGUGUUUCAAGAUCAAUACGAGAUCGUUCAUCGUUUGGAAAAUGUGAAACUGCGAAAUGUGGCCAAGUUCUUCGCCCAUCUGCUCGUGACAGAUGCCAUUUCGUGGGGCGUGCUUCGUUGCAUUCGAUUAACGGAAGAAGAUACGACUUCGUCAUCGCGUGUAUAUAUCAAGAACUUAUUCUUAGAAUUAGCGGAGUUUCUUGGAUUAACGAAACUCAACAAUCGUUUGACGGAUCCGACAUUGACUGAGUAUUUCGAAGGCAUUUUUCCGCGAGAUAAUCCAAAGAAUACUCGCUUUUCAAUCAAUUUCUUCACGUCAAUUGGUCUUGGCGGGCUGACAGACGAAUUGCGAGAAUUCUUGCACAACAAUCCUACACCAGCAGCAGUAGCAGCGCCACCUCCUCCGCCUCCGGUGUCAAUCAAAAAGGAAGCGAAAGAAGAAGACGAAGAAGAUUAUAAAGAUAGUCAUCGCAUACAAGCUCGGCUUCGUGAGCUUCAAAUGGCACAAGAUAAAUCAAAGAAGGGAAAAGCCGAUAAACAUAAAAGGCAAAAGAAAAAAAGUGAAUCAUCGUCCUCGUCAAGUUCUUCAUCAAGAUCCGGUUCGUCGUCGUCGUCAUCGCCGUCAUCAUCUUCAUCUUCCCCAUCACCGCCACCUGUUUCCCGUCGUGAACGUGACAAUCGUGACCGCCGCGAUCGUCGUAAAGAAAAUCGGAAAGAAGAAAGUAGACAUCGUGAAAAACGCUCCCGUUCACCUGAUCAUCGUCAUCAACAUAAAUCGUCAAGGCGUUAA